CAUUUUUAAUACAAGAAUAAAUGUUUUGUAUCAAAUGUUGUUUGUUGUUUUUUGUUUCUCUCUUCUUCUUUUUGCAGAUAUAAAUGAAAACCCUAUCUGGGUUCAGUGGCAAGGCUUUACCUGCAGUCUACAAAAAGUUGCGAGAAAAAAAUUGACAUUUAAAAGAACACAGACAGAUCUUAAAACACUGACAUGCUGCUGUGAUACAGGCCAAAUAAAAAGGAUGUGGGUCUUCAUAAUACUUUACAUUGCAGGACUCAACAAUUGUGUCACUUGUGAAAUGUCCAGUGAGGGCACAGAGUCUAAUAAAUCUUCUGCAGCAAAGUCAUAUCAAAUGUACUACAUAAAACUGAAUGUAGACAAACAUGUGAUGGAAAAUGUAACAGAGAUACUGAAACCAUUUAAGAACCACAGCAUGAACUUCCAGGUUGACAACCUUCGAAUGACAACAGUGUGUGAGCGUGUCUCUCCUAACAGAGUGUGUAAGUGUGAGCCGGAAUACAGAUGGAGUGAUGACGUCUGUCAGUCCAACCAGUGUUGUAACGACAACUGCACCUUCUCCGAAAAAUCCAAUCACACUUGUAUUUCAAACAAAACAGUUACUAUCAGUGGAUCUGUGACUAUCAGAAAAUCAUAUCAGAAUUGUUUGAAAGAAGAACACACUGACGAAUAUAAGAAUUGUGCCUUAAAUUUGCUAAAUCAGCUAAAAAGUGCGUACAGCUCUUUGGCAGGAUUUGAAACCCUAAAAAUAAACAAAUUCAGUUUAGGAAGUGUCAUCGCUCAUUUUGAAAUUGUAGUGGCUGACGCCAUUAACACACAAGAGCUUACUGACCAGUCAGAAAACCUGACCCAAGCUCUGGAUGCCUCCUUUAAUCUGGACAUAAAAGGUGCUGUCACCAUGACAGGACUCGAGGACCCUGUGAAGUACAACUCUAAGCACAACAUCACCUGCUCAACUUUGAAUCCUGACGUUAUACCAAUGUGGUGGCACAAUCAAUUCAAUAAAAUAACCAACGGUAGUGAGUCUCGGAUAACAGUCAACGUUGGAUCUGGGACAAUAAAAUCAUGGUCACUCUCUCUCUUUAAAAUAACAGAACUCUGGGCAGGAAAGAUUGAAUGUCGCUACCAGAAUAAGAUAAAUUCAAUUGUGACAAAUUACUUUGCCAGUGGUGUGCUGGACGUUGCUGUCCUGCCAAUCAUCGACAUCACCACUCACCCGCAGUUUCCACGCUGUCAGAACGAGGAUGUCCAAUUCGAGGCAAAAUGUACAAUUCAGAGGAGCGCUGAAAACUACACUGUGACAUGGGCAAGUCAAUCAGUUACAAUUCUACAGAACACCCAUGUUCGCUUGGCUAAUUCACUAGUUUACCAAUCUAAGGCAGUGAUUGACUGCAAUUCACUCACACAAAAUCUCGAGAUGACUUGCAUGUUUGAGAACAGACUUGGUCAAAAUAGGAGCGCUACAGUAACUAUCAACGUCAUAGGUGUUGGCGACAAGUACUGUCCGGCUGAAGAUGACUGGGAAGAUACCAAAGCUGGGUUCCGUGCAACGUUAAAAUGUGACAAUGAAGAAGGAAAUAAAUGGAGGAAAUGCAGCAAUUCGACUGUGUGGGAACAGGUGGAAUCUGAAUGUGUACACAUGGAUGUCUAUAACAUGCACAAAAGAGCAACGCAGGUCGGCAUUGGCAUCGGCACAUUGGAGGAGAACGCUGAAGGAGUGAUUUCCAGCCUUAGCAACAUCACUAACCAAACAGAGACCAUGAGGACAUUUGCCAACAUGAAUUUCUCAGUUGAUGUGCUGUCAAUUUUAAGCAAAAAAGAAGUUCAGGUCAAUCAAGAAAUGACAGUAGAAAAACUUGUGUUCUCCUCCAGCAAUUUGAUGGAAACAUCGUAUGAAACAUUGUGGAAAGAACAAAAACGCGAAGACAAUAUGACAUUAGCUGAAAUAUACUUGGAGUCUAUUGAGAAAUUAAUUAGUAAGGCGAACAUCACUGACAUUAUCCAAAAGGAUAACGUGGAAGUAGUUGUAUGUAAGAAUUAUAAUGUGCCAGGUAAAAAGUGUACUAAUGAGGUCCUUAAUGCUACAGUCAAUUUGGAAAGCACCGAAGUUGGUAAUGUAACAACAACCGGAUUUAAACAACUGGAUAAAUAUUUGCCCAACAAUUAUGAUGCGUUUGAUCCCUCCAGCAUUGUUGUGUCAACAACAUUUUCCACAGAGAGCAAAGCAUCCAGUUCUGUUUCAAUUGAAAUUGUCUUCCCAAUGUUUUGUAAAAGACCUCCGAAUGUUGAAGUCAAGUGUGUCUCAUGGGACAACGUGACCAAAAGCUGGUCGGACCAGGGAUGUCAGUGGAAAGGUGCUUCCCAUGAGGGAAGCUGCAUUUGCAACCAUCUUUCUACCUUUGCGAUAUUAAUGGCUAAGAAACCAUUGAAGGUCCCUUUUCUGCAUGAUAUCACCUUGGCUGGAGUUUCAGUAUCGAUCAUAUCACUUGUUUUGAGCCUGUUGACAGAACUGUCUGUCUGGGCUUUAGUAGUUAAAUCAAAUACUUUGUAUUUACGGCAUACUGCCCACAUUAACAUUUCUCUGUGCUUGCUUAUCGCACAUUGUUGUUUCUUAGCAUCUUUAAAGCCAGAGGAACUCCCCCCGACACUCUGUAGUAUCACUGUGGUGUUGAAGCAUUUCUUUUACCUCUCUGUGUUUUUUUGGAUGCUGUGUCUGAGCACAACCCUCAUUCAUCAAGCAGUUUUCCUAUUCCACGAGGUGAGCAGGGGAACCUACCUGAAGUUCUCCAUGGUCCUCGGAUAUGUUUGUCCCUUCCUCAUAGUUUUCAUUACUUUUCUUUCUAACAACAUCGGUAAAGAAGGAUCCUAUUUCUCCAAGGACACCUGCUGGCUGGUUUACCGUGGAUUUCAUGGAUCCAUGAUAACAUUUCUUAUACCAGUUGGUGUAAUUGUUUUUAUCAAUAUGAUGUUCAUGCUGGUGGUUAUUCUGAAGCUCAUCGACCAUCCUAUGAAUACGGGAGCGUCCAAUGAAAAAAAGAGCCAUGCUGUCAAAGCUGUCAUGAGGUCAUUGGUCCUGCUGACCCCCAUCUUUGGUAUCACCUGGAUGCUUGGAUUUGGUGUAACAAAUCUUGACCUUACCUCUGGGCCCAUAGCAUAUGCAGUCAAUUAUGCUUUUGUCAUAACGAAUGCAUUUCAGGGUUUGUUUAUUUUUUUGACCACCUGCCCAGGAGACAAAAUGGUUCGUGAAGCACUUCUGAAACGCCUGAAGUUACGGAAAACAGAAUCUACCUCUGUGUGCUCCACUAACCUAAACUCAACAGAGAAAAACUGAAAAUCUACUCACCAAAGAAAUACAAAUUUCAAAGUUGGAGUUUCUUUUCAUCACCAGACUGCAACAUUAAGCAGUGGUCUAUG
Messenger RNA from Cynoglossus semilaevis (tongue sole), 3414 nucleotides. RefSeq names its product adhesion G protein-coupled receptor F3a (gene adgrf3a). The coding region runs from base 35 to 3331 and encodes 1098 amino acids. Gene Ontology annotation, cellular component: membrane. The record is from RefSeq and is a predicted model, not a curated record. Gene Ontology annotation, biological process: cell surface receptor signaling pathway; adenylate cyclase-activating G protein-coupled receptor signaling pathway. The transcript is spliced from 17 exons. Gene Ontology annotation, molecular function: G protein-coupled receptor activity. NCBI's taxonomy places the organism in Eukaryota, Metazoa, Chordata, Actinopteri, Pleuronectiformes, Cynoglossidae.